Messenger RNA from Hypoxylon trugodes, 1494 nucleotides. RefSeq lists its product as uncharacterized. The coding region runs from base 329 to 1183 and encodes 284 amino acids. The record is from RefSeq and is a predicted model, not a curated record. The transcript has 2 exons. NCBI's taxonomy places the organism in Eukaryota, Fungi, Ascomycota, Sordariomycetes, Xylariales, Hypoxylaceae.
GCAUAGUAUUACGUAGGAUAGGUACCUGUUAGGUCGCACAGCUCAGGCUCCACUCACUGUUCCAGCUCACUGACCAGCUUAACAGGCAGAAGAGGGAUCUUCCUCGAUGUUGGUUCUAUAACACCUCACCGCACCUCAACUAUACGUUUAUAUAGUCAGCCUGUAAUUAAUAAAUGCCUUCGUUGCCUAAUAUUCCCAGGAGGAUCAACACGUAUAAAGCCAGGUCCAAAUCGCCAAUUGACAAUGGAAGAAUUGAAUACUCACUACCCUUUUAAUCUACCCUAAAAGUGAUCAUUAGAAGAUUCUCUCAUUCGUAUAAAAAUUCACAAUGCCUUAUCUCAAAGACGUCAAAUACUCGCGCGAGGAAACCAUCGCUGUUAUCCGAGAUUUCUAUCAAUUCCUCACGAAAUUGUACCUCCCCGAAUCCGCCAUAGUCGAACCACCACCAGAAGGUUGGCCAACAAUUACGAAAGAGAAAUUCAGCCCCUUAGGAAAGUCGGACGAAGUCAUCGAACUUCUCCGCCAUCUCCCCUAUAUCCGCGAGCCUCCUGAUGAUAAAUACCGACUCUACGGCGGUCCUUUUAUUCAUUUGCAAGACUGGCGUAGUGGUCGCGAGAACCAGGCGCUACUCGAGGGUGACGGCGAGGGCCUUAAAGUUAUCACGGAGGGGUGGCAAGCGUUCGAAACUACACCCCCGGACGUUAUUGGCCUCACUAGCGGGGGGCGCGAUUACGCUGCUUUCCUGCUUGAUACCCAUCUAGGUGUAAUCUACUGGAACGACCAUAGUAACCGUACCGUACAAGAGAACCCAUCGCGGGAAAGAAUCCUGGAUGAACCUGACGACUACGCGCCAGAGGAGCAGCAUGAUUGGCGAUGGGAACCCGCGUGGGCCAUUGCUGAUUUCUUCGAGGUCAUUAAAGACGAGUACCGAUCUUUGCAUUUCGUACCGCUUAGCUGGAGGGAGGUGACCGAUAUUUAUAUGAUUUAUUCUGAGAAUGAGGAGGGCAUGCUCCCCAUGAUGCAGGAGAUCUAUAGACAGCAUGGGUGGCCUAAUUUAGAUGUUUAUCGCAAGGAGGAUUGCUUGAAGGCUGUGAGAGAGGCUCUUAAGGAGCAUUAUCCUGACAUAGCUUGGGACGAUACGACUGUGGAGGAGUACGAGGAUUGUAUUAAGCGAAAAGGAUGAGUGAUGCUAUCUACCAAGCAUCUAGGUAUAGUGAACCUAGAUACAUCUCGUACAUAUUCAAAUAGCAUUCUCAGCCGGGUCAUAGAUCAUAGACCACGUAUAUUCCGUGAUUCCUCCCCACGUAGAUAAAUCAGUGGUUAGACAUUCAACAUCGCGGAAACCGCAUUUCCGGUAUAGCGAGUGGCCUGCUGGAGAAGAAUCAAGGUACGCGAUUAGACCUAGCUUCUUCGCUUCUUCAAUGCCCCAUUUUACAAGCAGCUCGCCUGCGCCACGCUUCUGGUGUUUUGGGUCGGUGUGUAACAGCGAAAGGU